AUGCACCAACGAAACAAACGAGAAACAGACGGAAUCCAUGCAACUCUCAGUGAGGAGCAAAUCCGAUUGCUGGACAAAAUUGAUUUUCCAUGGACACCAAGAAGGCAUAGGCUUCAGACGGCAUGGAAUGCAAAGUAUCAGGAACUUACCGACUUCUACGAGGAACAUGGGCACGUGAGGAUGAAACGUGGAACUAGUUUGUAUUGGUGGACUGUCGUCCAACGUAGAAAGCGUGCGGGCAUCCAGCAGUAUGUACCCCUCACGAUGGAACAAAUCCGACUGUUGGACAAGAUCAACUUUACCUGGAACCCAAAGGAGGACAAACAAGAACGCUUACGGGCCAUGUGGCAAGCAAAGUACCGACAUCUUGCUGAAUUUUACAAUAAGCAUGGCCAUCUGAAGGUGAAAUAUGGAAGCGGCCUCUAUACUUGGAUGGCCAAUCAAAGACAGAGGCGAGUUGGAAAGGGAAACCUCGCCACGCUCACUGACGAACAGGUCCGGCUGCUAGAUGAGGUUGGGUUCUCAUGGGCUCCGACAGGAGGUCCUCAUGAGACUGCCUGGCACACCAAAUACCGAGAAUUGGCCAAUUUUUACAAACAACAUGGGCAUACGAAUGUUACGGCACCAGGUAGUCUGUAUACUUGGACGGUCAAUCAACGUCGACGGCAAAUUGGAAAGGGAGACUGCGUACCACUGAAUGACGAACAAAUUCGAUUGUUGGAUGAUAUCGGGUUUCCGUGGGCUCAAAAAGCAUGA
Molecule: messenger RNA, 756 nt
Organism: Cylindrotheca closterium
Lineage: Eukaryota; Bacillariophyta; Bacillariophyceae; Bacillariales; Bacillariaceae
Source: the annotation of a GenBank genome assembly